Messenger RNA from Melampsora larici-populina 98AG31, 315 nucleotides. RefSeq lists its product as uncharacterized. NCBI's taxonomy places the organism in Eukaryota, Fungi, Basidiomycota, Pucciniomycetes, Pucciniales, Melampsoraceae. Gene Ontology annotation, cellular component: nucleosome. The coding region runs from base 1 to 315 and encodes 104 amino acids. Gene Ontology annotation, molecular function: structural constituent of chromatin; protein heterodimerization activity; DNA binding. Gene Ontology annotation, biological process: nucleosome assembly. The transcript is spliced from 4 exons. The record is from RefSeq and is a predicted model, not a curated record.
AUGUCAGGACGAGGAAAAAGCGGUGGUAAAGGUCUCGGCAAGGGUGGUGCUAAACGUCACCGAAAAAUCUUGCGAGACAACAUCCAAGGUAUUACCAAACCUGCAAUUCGACGAUUAGCUCGACGAGGUGGUGUCAAGCGUAUCUCCGGUCUUAUCUAUGAAGAGACAAGAGGUGUUCUAAAAAUUUUCCUCGAAAAUGUUAUCCGGGAUUCAGUAACAUACACUGAACAUGCCAAACGAAAAACUGUCACAUCUCUUGAUGUUGUCUACGCUCUCAAACGACAAGGCCGAACACUUUAUGGCUUUGGAGCAUAA